Molecule: messenger RNA, 1422 nt
Organism: Oppiella nova
Lineage: Eukaryota; Metazoa; Arthropoda; Arachnida; Sarcoptiformes; Oppiidae
Source: the annotation of a GenBank genome assembly
AUGACAGAUGUGGAUAACUUGGGGUUUCACAUGCUUUGGACGGACUGCUUAACUCGCUUGCGACAAGAGCUCUCUGAUAAUGUCUUUGCCAUGUGGAUUCGUCCUUUGGUUGCAGAAGAAGUCGAAGAUACUUUAAAACUGUAUGCACCCAAUCCAUAUUGGACUCGCUACAUUCAAGAACAUCAUUUAGAACUGAUUUCUAUUUUGGCAGAACAAUUAUCUGAAGGUCGUAUUCGCAAAGUCGAAAUUUUAGUCGACUCGCGUCCUGGUGCAAUUCUUUCUGCUGCUGAACAGCCUGCUACCACAACGGCAGCGCUUGAAAGUUCUCCAAUGCCUACACAGCAUGUCAAAGCCAAAAAAGACAAAGAAUAUGAAGUUGUUUCUGCAAAAAAUGUGAAGAAACGACAACUUAACCCAUUAUUUAACUUUGCUUUAUUUGUUGAAGGUCGUUCAAACCAAAUGGCGGCUGAAACUUGCCGCAAAGUUUUAACACAACUGGGUGAAUCUCAACAUAAUCCACUCUUUUUAUACGGCCCUACAGGCUUAGGUAAAACGCAUUUAAUGCAAGCCGUUGGUAAUGCAUUAUUACAAGCAAAGCCAAAUGCGCGUGUGAUGUAUAUGACUGCGGAAAGCUUUGUCCAAGACUUUGUCAGCUCUCUGCAAAAAGGCAAGGUUGAAGAAUUUAAAAAGAAUUGCCGUUCUUUAGAUUUAUUGUUGGUUGAUGAUAUUCAUUUGUUGGCGGGUAAAGAAGCCAGUCUUGUUGAAUUUUUCUAUACAUUCAAUGCUUUAUUGGAUGAAUCUAAACAAAUUAUUUUAACCUCUGACCGUUAUCCAAAAGAAUUAACCGAAUUGGAUCCGCGUUUAGUCUCGCGCUUUUCAUGGGGAUUAUCGGUUGGGGUUGAACCACCAGAUAUUGAAACACGUAUCGAAAUUUUGCUGAAAAAAGCCGAAAGCAGUGGCAUCGAUCUGCCUCGAAAUUGCGCUUUAUUUAUUGCACAACAGGUUGUUGCCAAUGUGCGAGAGCUUGAAGGCGCUUUAAACAAAGUUGUGGCAAUCUCACGCUUUAAGGGUUCUGCAAUUGAUCUAGAAGUGGUUCGUGAAUCAUUGAAAGAUGUUUUGGCGAUUCGUGCCCGUACCAUCAGUACUGAAAAUAUUCAACGCGUAGUGAGCGAAUACUUCCGUAUACCAUUGAAAGAGUUGGUGGGGCCAAAACGCACACGUAUUUACGCACGACCACGUCAGUUGGCGAUGGGGCUUGCGCGUGAGCUUACUGGAGACAGUUUCCCUGAAAUUGGGAUGGCUUUUGGCGGUCGUGACCACAGUACGGUCAUGCAUGCCUGUGAAAAAGUGCAAAGUUUACGCGAUGAAGAUCCAAUUUUUAAUGAGGAUUAUAAAAACCUCAUGCGCCUGUUACAAAGUUAA